Messenger RNA from Diceros bicornis minor, 10356 nucleotides. It is a transcript of the gene BCL9L, whose product is annotated as BCL9 like. The record is from RefSeq and is a predicted model, not a curated record. Gene Ontology annotation, biological process: positive regulation of transcription by RNA polymerase II; canonical Wnt signaling pathway; negative regulation of transforming growth factor beta receptor signaling pathway. Gene Ontology annotation, molecular function: beta-catenin binding; transcription coactivator activity. Bases 5768 to 10258 code for a protein of 1496 amino acids. NCBI's taxonomy places the organism in Eukaryota, Metazoa, Chordata, Mammalia, Perissodactyla, Rhinocerotidae. The transcript is spliced from 10 exons. Gene Ontology annotation, cellular component: beta-catenin-TCF complex.
CCUGGGGACCCUGCCACCUUAGCACAGAGAACAAGGCCGGCCUUGGGCCAGCUGGAGCAGCAACCCUGCCCUGGGGGCUUCUGGGAAAUGUAGUCCCCCUCCCAGGCUCGCCAACCCCUUGGGUCUCAGCACCCUAGCACUCCUCCCCUGGCUGAUGGGAGCCUCCAGAAGGAGGUGCAUUGGGAUUGAGGAUUGCUGGGGGUCACCCUCUGCUCCCAGGCACUGCCUAGAAGCAGCAGGGGCUGUGACUGGAGGAGUCUCCCCUGCCAAGGAUUCUUAAUGGUGUGGGCUUGGCUGGGGGGUGGGGCAGUCACACAGUUCCUUGGAGGUGUCCCUGCACUGCUCAGGGGACAUGGCCCCUGUCUUGGUCUGAAGGAGCCCAUUGGGGAGGAAUGUGGAGAAGGGAAGUGAGGCUUAGGGCUUCUUGCUUGGCUGGGGUAUGUCCUAUCCCAGGGUUGCUGAAAUUUGGUUUCAGGAGAGCCUGAGGUCUACUCUUCCUUUCUCCCUCUUGGGAGCUGAGAAGGAGAGUGUCCCUCAUAGUCUGGGAAUCUGGAGGGUGUCUUUCUGGAGCAGCGAAGCCAGGAUCAGCUUCUGUCUGUCUGUCCAGCUUCCUUCCUUCCGGGUUUUUCUGACACCCCCUCCUCCCUCCUCCUUCUGUCUGUCUGCUGCUUGGGGUGUGUGUCUGUGUCUGGGGGAGCCUCUGCUGCGGCAGGAAAAGUGUUGCUCUGGGAGAGGUGAGCUGGGCAUGUGACUGAGCCCUGGGAAAGGGGCUUGGAGGCCCCCUUGAUCUUUGGCCUGGGUUUCCUGUUUUACAUAGGAAAGCUGUCUUCGCACUGUAUCUGCUGUAACCCUACAGAUGCCUUUGGGCAGCUCUCUGAGUGAGACUUCCAGGGUGGGUGGGCUUCCACUCCUCUUCUUCUCCCUCCUCCUCAGCCUCUCCAGGGAGUAGCCACUUCUUUUGGCUGGGGCUGCCUGGCUCCUCUGCUGCCUCCCCAGCUCGGGCUUGACUGCCUUCUCUGGGUCAGGACCACAAUUUCAUGGCCCCAGGGGAAAAGCACGUUCAGGCCCUGUCUUUCUGGUGUCAGCCUGAGGUGCCUGCUGAUAGAAGCCUCAGGACAGGGUGAGAAUGAGAGAGGAAGGUGAGGGGCAGGGGGAGUCUGGUGCCAGGAAGGAAGGUGCUUCCUCCCCGAGGUGAUCAGGCUCCUUGGCCUUGGAGAACCAGGCCUGAAGGCCAGCCUUCUGGCCACCUCCCUCUAGAGGUUCUCUGCUUACCUGUGUUGCUUCUGAUUGGGGAUAGGAGGGAGUUAAUGUUGGAAAGGGUGCUGGGGAGAGGUAGAAUACCUCUAAUCUUGGAUCCAGAGUAACUCUUGUGCUUGGGGUAGCAGGGGCCCAUGGCUGAAGAUAGGUUCUGGAGGUCCAUAUGGAGGUUCAAAAUGAGUCUCUAAUUACUGGGGCUGAGGGUCAACGUGGGAAGAGAUUACAGCAUCCUGGAACAGGAUCAGUGGUUCGUGGAAAUCGAGGACUAGCACAACAGUGGUGAUGAGAGACCUAGGGAACUUGCUUACUGAAUCUGUGUUGGGCAUCCACGACUCUGUUUGGGUAGUUCCUGCCUCCCAACUUCUGGGUACCUGAGAGCCCUGGGUUGGGAACUCUACUUCCACGAAUAGACAGGGCAGUAGCCUUCUGGGCAGAGGCCUAGUGGGUGGCAGUGUCGACUCAGCAAGGGCUGGAAUGCCUGGCACCUGCUUUAGAUUAAAGGAGAUGCCUGCAAAGGGGGGCUGCCUGCCUGUGGGGGGAGUGGCUGGGAUAGAGCUCCAUGGAGCCCAGGAGUAGGGUGGAAGGAAAGAACCAGGGUUGCGGGCAGCAGCAGCUCUGGCAGGAGUGGAGGGAGCCAGCAGUCAUCUAGCUCUGCAGCCCCUCCUCCAGGGAGUCUAAGACAGGAGCUGGGGGCACCCCCACACUGCCUCUGGCGCCACAGGCUGAAGUUCUGUCCCAGCGCCCAGGGGGGCAGCUUCGGGGAGCCAGGGUGUCUGCGUGUUCAGUAUUCCAGGACUGGAAGAGGCCUGCAAGGAGGUGGAGGCACUUUGGGGUUCUUGUUGCCCUGAGGCCCUGUGUCCUCUUCCUGGGACUCCUUGUUGCUGGUAGUGAGGCACCCCAAGAGCCUGGGCACCCAGGGGUGAUGGAGAAAUGGCAUCCCUUUCUUGUGCCAGGAGCCCUGGGCACUGCCCUGGUGCUGACCUGGGGGAGGAGGCAGAGGGGGAUGGCACCGUGGGAAAGUGGGCAGCCGUGGGAGCCAAGCGGGUACAGGCUGGGUGCCGCAGGCAGGGAGCCUCUGCCAGGCCCGCUCUCCCUGGGGUGGGGCUGGCUGUUCCAGGGACUGGCUCAACCUGUUGAGCACCUGGCUGCUCUAGCUUGGCAUCUGUACCCCUGCCUGCCAGCCCUGCCAGCUGCCCAUCUUUAGCCACACUAUGGGGGCUGCCCCCAGGGAUCUGGGAAAAGGAGGCUCUGACUGGCCAAGGGGCCAGGAUGGGGCUGGUAGAGGCUCCUCCAGGGAAGGCUAAGUUUCCCCAGGUUACAUCCUCUAACUACCAGAGCUGGAGCUAGAGCUAGUUGGAGGGCCAAGUAGCCAGAGGCUAGGAGGGGCUAGGUGAAGAAGGCCACAGCUUUAGAGCUCUUGAGGUGCUGCAAGUCACUUGGAUGUGCAGCCCUGGAAGCAGCCUGGAGUUACAGCCUGGAAUUUCCUCUGCUGGGUGCCAGGGCCAGGCCUCCAGAGCCCCACCCCCAGCCUGGCCUGACCUCCCCUCCCUGGGAGAGAACUGCCGACUUUCCCUGGAGGUUGGGGGAGGGGCAGUAAGGGCAUUCUGCUGCCCUGGGAGGAGACGGGUGACUUCCUGGGUGUGGGGUUAUGUUGUACUGUCUCAGUCUCCCCAAUGGCCCCCGCUCCCCAUGGAGAGGGGGAUGUCCUGGGGUCCCAGGAAGAUGUCCUGCACUCUGCUCCUAGUGUAGGGAGUCCUGGGUCCCAUGGAAGAUCCCUGACCCCUGCAGGCCUUUGCUGUCCUCCUAUACCCUCUGACCCUUUAGCUUUAGGUCCACCUUGGCGCUCUGCUAGCAUGUGGGGAAGGGGAGCCAGGGUGCCACUCUGUAGGGAAAAAGGUGAUCACCACUGCCCAUAAGUGGGGGGAGGGGGCACAGGCAGGGUCCCCCUUCCUCUCUGUCCUGAAGGGAAGGGCGGUCUCCCCUGCCUUCUCACUUUUCCAGUCUGGGGCAGAAGCAGAGGCCUCUCCUUCUUUGCCUCCUUUCCACCCCAGGCCCUCCCUGCUUGGCCCUGGGCCGCCUGGCCCUCCUAACCUUGGUGUCUCUUCUAGUUCCCCUUCCCCAGGGGCUGGGACUCCCUCUGUCCAACCCCCUCCUCCAGUGGGCUGGUGGCCCUACACUGCCCUGUCUUCCCCCUCCCCCUCACUCUGCACCCCCUAGCCUCAACUGGGAAUGGCCCUUGAAUCCAGCAUUUCCAGCAUUUCGAAACCAGGAUUGUUUUGAAAUCCCUGAGUACUUCUCCACCCCCCUCUGACUCCCCUCCUCCCCACUAGCCCAGAAUUGAUGCUGUGCGUUGCCAGAGUGUGUGUGUGUGUAAGUUUGUGUGCUAGCACGUGGCCAUGUGCGUACUACUGUGAGAGUGUAUGUGUAUGUGUGUGUGUAUCCCAGUGUGGGUGUAUCUUCUGUCUGUCAGCAGUUCUGUGUGACUGGCCGAUGUUCUUUGUAUUUCCUGAGCUUUCCUGGGCUGCCUCUGCGAGUUUGGGAGCCUCUAUGGGUCUUAAGGAGCCAUUCUUGGGGAGUUUGGGGUUAUUUUUAGGGGGUAUCUUGGAUGUGUGUCUUUGGGAGCUUUGUUGGUUUGUGUCUCAGUUGCAUGUGUCUGGGAGUAUCUCUGAGGAGUGUGUGCGCCCUGAGUUGUGUCUCUUUGAUGAGUACUUGUGCCUGUGUGUGCACAUGCGUGCGCUCCGCUUCUGUUCCCGCCUCUCUCCUCCUCCCUCGGAACAUGUCUGGGGUGUGUAGUCACAGGUCUCUCCGCAGCUCCCUGGGACAUGGAGUCCUUUGUCCUUUGAUAGGGAGGUUUCCUGGAGUGAGGCCAAGGCUUCUGGCAGUUCUGUGGUCCUUGGAGAGAAAGUGGUGGAGUGGGGAGACUUGGAGAUAAACAGUCCCCAGGGUCGGCUCUCUUCUUCUGCCCCUCAUGGACACCCAGCACCUUGAGAGAUCCCAACACUACCAGUCCACCCUCUUCUUGUCCUGAUGAUACAAUGGUGGCUGUCAUAGGGAGGCCCUGCUCGCUCUAAAGGAAAGGGCUGGGGAAAGGGAGUCAACCCUCCGCCCCUGGGGACACUUGCUUCAUUGGGAACAAGAAACAGCCAGCCACAUUAGACCUGGGAGCUUGAUGGCUCAUUUAAGAUUCAGAAAUGUUGACUUCUCUAGACAGCAAAACCAGACAAGACUGUCAUAUUUCCAGCCUGAGUAGAAGACAGAGGGGCCUGGAAUCCUAAGGGGGUGAUGUACCACCCCAGAAACAUGAGGCGCUUGGAGUGGGGCCAGCUGCCAUUGUAGCCUUGAUCCUGGGAAGUCCUUGAUGUUUAAUCUCAUUCCUUCCUUCUGCAGUUAGACGAUGUUCUACAGGAGGGGAGGUUGCCAAGGGGGCUUUUUUUUUUUUUUGGCCAAAGCAAAAGUGGUGAUAGCAAAGUUAUGUCUGCAUGGGGUGUGGGCACUGGAACCCCUGAUAUCUCCCUAUGACUCAAUUUCCCAUCCUGGGAUCUUAGGCUAUAAUUGAAUGCUUUCCUCUAGAAGCACUUUUGGCAAUCAGUGAGGAAGAAAAUGGCUGGGGCAGGGGCUGUUUGUUUCAGUCAAGGGCCUGAGGAGACAGCAGCAGGAGAUGGGCAGAAGGAUAAGCUGUCCCUUUUACAUCCCCUCCCCCCAAUGGCCUCUGGUCCCAGGAUGCAGUGGGAGCGAGGGAGGGAAGGGUAGAGGCACAGGUUGGUACAGUGCUCAGUGACCCAGCAGGGGGAGGGCCUUGGCAAGGAAUUUUCAGUUUGUUUCUCAAUCUCUGUGUCUGAGACACGCACACACACGUCACUGCAGACACCUUCAGGAGAUGAGCCUAGAAAAGUCACCCAGGUGGCGGUAGGGCAGGGCAGUACCAGAUGGGGCCAUGUGAAACCAGUCUCAUUCUGGCAGAUGCCCAGUGCUUGCCCCCUAGAACUGAAAGUUGAGCCUAACCGGAGGUCCCCUUCCCAACUCCCCCAUCCUGGGCCUGGGAGCAACACAGGCUGGAGAGGGUUAAGUCUGGUUGGCAGGGACACCCCCCCCCCCCCAAGUGCAGUGAGCGAGAGAGGGAGGGGUGGUUAGCAGCUUGCUCUAGUUGGCGUCUCUCCCAGAAUUCUUCGGAAAAGAACUCCCCUUUGACCCCCAGUACAAACUGAGCCCAGCCACCAGCCUCCCUCCCGCCUGCCUGCCUGUGGGAGCGUCCCCCAGCCCCCUUCUACUGAACUGCUAAGCCUGAUUCUCUCACCCCAGGCCUUCCCAACCAGGCUGUGCCCCCAGGGCUUUGCGUCUUUGAGGGGACCAAGGGUGUAGCCAAGGAGACCACACAGGGAACCCCCAUCCCAGACCACACCCUUGAGCCUGAGCCCGACACACAUUAUUCCUGAGUCCGUGCUCCAGUACCGAGUACCUGGCUGGGCCCUGGGCACGCACAGGGGCCGUAGCCCCACUGUGUGUGGGAGCCAUGAGGAUCCUGGCUAACAAGACAAGGUUACCCCACCCCAGGAGGAGAGAAGCUCCAGGGAGCCCGCCGCUGUCCCCUCGCGGCCACUGCCCCCCUGCCCCAGCCAAGCCAAUGCACCCAGAAAAUAAGUUGACCAAUCAUGGCAAGACAGGGAAUGGCGGGGCCCAAUCCCAGCACCAGAAUGUGAACCAAGGACCCACCUGCAACCUGGGCUCGAAGGGCGUGGGGGCGGGGAACCAUGGGGCCAAGGCCAACCAGAUCUCACCUAGCAACUCAAGUCUGAAGAACCCCCAGGCAGGGGUGCCCCCUUUCAGCUCGCUCAAGGGCAAAGUGAAGAGGGAGCGGAGUGUCUCUGUGGACUCUGGAGAGCAGCGAGAGGCUGGGACCCCGUCCCUGGAUUCAGAGGCCAAAGAGGUGGCACCCCGGAGUAAGCGGCGUUGUGUGCUGGAGCGGAAGCAGCCAUACAGUGGGGACGAAUGGUGCUCAGGACCGGACAGCGAGGAGGACGACAAGCCCAUUGGGGCCACCCACAGUUGUAAUGUAGCAGACCCAGCCAUGGCGGCCCCACAGCUGGGUCCCAGCCAAGCCGCCCAACUGCCCCUCAGUGAGAGCAGUGCACCAGGCCCCCCGCACGGGCCUCCACCAGGCCUUCGGCCUGAUGCCCCCGGAGGUGGGGGCGGAGGUGUCCCUGGAAAGCCUCCUUCACAGUUCGUCUAUGUCUUCACCACCCACCUGGCCAACACGGCCGCAGAGGCAGUGCUCCAGGGCCGGGCCGACUCCAUCCUUGCCUACCAUCAGCAGAAUGUGCCCCGGGCCAAGCUUGACCAGGCCCCUAAAGUGCCACCCACCCCAGAACCGCUACCCCUGAGCACACCAUCAGCAGGCACCCCGCAGUCCCAGCCAGCUCCACUGCCGCCGCCACCACCCCCUGCCCCUGGCAGUGCCCCCCCUGCUCUGCCUUCGGAGGGGCCUCCUGAGGACGCCAAUCAGGACCUGACGCCCAACUCAGUGGGAGCUGCCAGCACAGGUGGUGGGACGGGGGGCACCCACCCUAACACCCCUACGGCUGCCACCACCACCAACCCACUGCCUCCUGGAGGAGACCCCAGCAGUGCCCCUGGCCCUGCCCUGCUGGGGGAGACAGCCCUCUCAGGAAAUGGGCAGCGGAGCCUGGUGGGCUCUGAGGGUCUGUCUAAGGAGCAGCUGGAGCAUCGGGAGCGUUCCCUCCAGACCCUGCGAGACAUUGAGCGGCUGUUGCUCCGCAGCGGGGAGACCGAGCCCUUCCUCAAGGGGCCCCCGGGAGGAGCAGGUGAGGGGGGACCACCAGCACAAGCCCCUCCUGCCCCCCAGCAGCCACCCGCACCCCCUCCUGGCGGGCUGAAGAAGUACGAGGAGCCCUUGCAGUCCAUGAUUUCGCAGACACAGAGCCUAGGGGGCCCCCCGCUGGAGCAUGAAGUGCCUGGGCACCCCCCGGGCGGGGACAUGGGACAGCAGAUGAACCUGAUGAUGCAGAGGCUGGGCCAGGACAGCCUGACGCCUGAGCAGGUGGCCUGGCGCAAGCUACAGGAAGAGUACUAUGAGGAGAAACGGCGGAAGGAGGAGCAGAUUGGGCUGCAUGGGGGCCGCCCUCUGCAGGACAUGAUGGGCAUGGGGGGCAUGAUGGUGAGGGGGCCACCCCCUCCCUAUCAUAGCAAGCCUGGGGAUCAGUGGCCACCUGGAAUGGGUGCACAGCUGCGGGGGCCCAUGGAUGUCCAAGAUCCCAUGCAGCUCCGGGGUGGACCUCCCUUCCCUGGCCCUCGUUUCCCAGGCAGCCAGAUGCAGCGGGUGCCUGGGUUUGGAGGCAUGCAGGGUAUACCCAUGGAGGUGCCCAUGAAUGCCAUGCAGAGGCCUGUGAGGCCAGGCAUGGGCUGGACCGAAGACUUGCCCCCCAUGGGAGGGCCCAGCAAUUUUGCCCAGAAUGCCGUGCCCUACCCAGGUGGGCAAGGUGAAGCAGAGCGGUUCAUGACUCCUCGGGUUCGAGAAGAGCUGCUGCGGCACCAGCUGCUGGAGAAGCGGUCGAUGGGCAUGCAGCGCCCCCUCAGCAUGGCAGGCAGUGGCCUGGGGCAGGGCAUGGAGAUGGAACGGAUGAUGCAGGCGCACCGGCAGAUAGAUCCGGCCAUGUUCUCCGGGCAAAUAGCUAGUGGCGAGGGCCUGGCAGGCACUCCUAUGGGCAUGGAGUUCGGUGGAGGUCGGGGCCUCCUGAGUCCCCCAAUGGGGCAGUCUGGGCUGAGGGAGGUGGACCCACCCAUGGGGCCAGGCAACCUCAACAUGAACAUGAAUGUGAACAUGAACAUGAACAUGAACCUGAAUGUGCAGAUGACCCCACAGCAGCAGAUGCUGAUGUCGCAGAAGAUGCGGGGCCCUGGGGACAUGAUGGGGCCGCAGGGCCUCAGUCCUGAGGAGAUGGCCCGGGUGCGGGCCCAGAACAGCAGUGGCAUGAUGGGCGGCCAGCAGAAGAUGCUUAUGCCUUCACAGUUUCCUAACCAGGGCCAGCAGGGGUUCUCUGGGGGCCAGGGACCCUACCAAGCCAUGCCCCAGGACAUGGGCAAUACCCAGGACAUGUUCAGCCCUGACCAGAGCUCAAUGCCCAUGGGCAGUGUGGGUACCACUCGGCUCAGCCACAUGCCUCUGCCCCCUGCAUCCAAUCCUCCUCCCGGGUCUGUGCAUUCGGCCCCAAGCCGGGGGCUGGGCCGACGGCCUUCAGACCUCACCAUCAGUAUUAAUCAGAUGGGCUCGCCAGGCAUGGGGCACCUGAAGUCGCCCACCCUUAGCCAGGUGCAUUCACCCCUGGUCACCUCGCCCUCCGCCAACCUCAAGUCACCCCAGACUCCCUCACAGAUGGUGCCCUUGCCUUCGGCCAACCCACCAGGACCUCUCAAGUCGCCCCAGGUCCUCAGCUCCUCCCUCAGUGUCCGUUCGCCCACUGGCUCACCCAGCAGGCUCAAGUCUCCCUCUAUGGCGGUGCCUUCUCCAGGUUGGGUUGCCUCACCCAAGACAGCCAUGCCCAGCCCUGGGGUCCCCCAGAACAAACAGCCGCCUCUCAACAUGAACUCUUCCACCACCCUGGGCAAUAUGGAACAGGGUGCCCUGCCGCCUAGCGGCCCCCGGAGCAGCUCCUCAGCACCUCCCGCCAACCCUCCCAGCAGCCUCAUGAACCCCAGCCUGCCAUUCACUUCCUCCCCAGACCCCACGCCUUCCCAGAACCCCCUGUCACUGAUGAUGUCCCAGAUGUCCAAGUACGCCAUGCCCAGCUCCACCCCGCUCUACCACAAUGCCAUCAAGACCAUCGCCACCUCAGACGACGAGCUGCUGCCCGACCGGCCCCUGCUCGCCCCACCACCACCACCGCAGGGCUCCGGGCCAGGGAUCAGCAAUAACCAGCCCAACCAGAUGCACCUGAACUCAGCUGCUGCCCAGAGCCCCAUGGGCAUGAACCUGCCAGGCCAGCAGCCCCUGUCCCAUGAGCCCCCGCCUACCAUGUUGCCCUCCCCCACCCCUCUGGGCUCCAACAUUCCACUGCACCCCAAUGCACAGGGGACAGGAGGGCCCCCUCAAAACUCGAUGAUGAUGGCACCAGGGGGCCCAGACUCCCUGAAUGCCCCCUGUGGUCCUGUGCCCAGCUCCUCCCAGAUGAUGCCCUUCCCCCCUCGGCUGCAGCAGCCCCAUGGUGCCAUGGCCCCCAGUGGGGGUGGGGGUCCUGGCCUGCAGCAGCACUACCCUGCAGGCAUGCCCUUGCCCCCAGAGGACCUGCCCAGCCAGCCGCCAGGCCCCUUGCCCCCCCAGCAGCACCUGAUGGGCAAAAGCAUGGCUGGGCGCAUGGGCGAUGCAUACCCGCCAGGUGUGCUCCCUGGGGUGGCUUCAGUGCUGAACGACCCCGAGCUGAGCGAGGUGAUCCGGCCCACCCCGACGGGGAUCCCUGAGUUCGACUUGUCGAGGAUCAUUCCCUCUGAGAAGCCAAGCAGCACCCUUCAGUACUUCCCCAAGAGUGAGAACCAGCCCCCCAAGGCCCAGCCCCCCAAUCUGCAUCUCAUGAACCUGCAAAACAUGAUGGCGGAGCAGACUCCCUCCCGGCCCCCCAACCUCCCGGGCCAGCAGGGUGUCCAGCGGGGGCUCAACAUGUCCAUGUGCCACCCGGGACAGAUGUCCUUGCUGGGCAGGACAGGUGUGCCCCCACAGCAGGGCAUGGUGCCCCACGGCCUGCACCAGGGGGUCAUGUCCCCUCCACAAGGCCUCAUGACCCAGCAGAAUUUCAUGCUGAUGAAGCAACGGGGCGUGGGGGGCGAGGUCUACAGCCAGCCCCCCCAUAUGCUCUCCCCACAGGGCUCCCUCAUGGGCCCCCCGCCCCAGCAGAACCUCAUGGUGUCCCACCCCCUGCGGCAGCGCAGUGUGUCUCUGGACAGCCAGAUGGGCUACCUCCCGGCACCGGGCAGCAUGGCCAACCUGCCCUUCUAGCAGUCCCCCUUGGGGGCUGGAGCUGGGGCAAUAUUGCAAAUAUGAUAACCUUAAAAAAGUUUCUUCCCCUCCAGUGUUGGGAUGGCCUGGGUCAAGGG